CGGCUCCGGCCGCCAAUGGCUGUGGAGCACGAAAGGCUGUGGCUACCAAUGGGUGGCGGGGGCCAGCCCCUGGCAGGGCUGAAUCGGGCCCGGAAAUCCCAGUCGGCCCAGUGGGAGCGGGYUGUGACGCUGGGCGAGAUGCGGGGCAAGGACGAUGAGUACGAUUAUCUCUUCAAAGUUGUGCUCAUCGGGGACUCCGGGGUGGGGAAGAGCAACCUGCUCUCGCGUUUCACCCGCAACGAGUUCAACCUGGAGAGCAAGAGCACCAUCGGCGUGGAGUUUGCYACCAGGAGCAUCCAGGUGGACAACAAGACGGUGAAGGCUCAGAUCUGGGACACGGCCGGGCAGGAGCGGUACCGCGCCAUCACCUCAGCGUAUUACCGGGGKGCUGUGGGGGCUCUGCUCGUCUACGACAUCGCCAAGUACCUGACGUAUGAGAACGCRGAGCGCUGGCUGAAGGAGCUGCAGGACCACGCYGAUGCCAAYAUYGUCAUCAUGCUGGUGGGCAACAAGAGCGACCUGCGGCACCUGCGGGCAGUGCCCACCGAUGAGGCCAAGAGCUUUGCAGAGAAGAACGGGCUCUCCUUCCUYGAGACGUCUGCUCUGGACUCCACCAAUGUGGAGACGGCUUUCCACAACAUCCUCUCGGAGAUCUACCGCAUCGUGUCCCAGAGGCAGAUGACCGGGCAACCGGAAUCGGAGUUUGGCCCUUCCACCACCAUCGAGCCCAUCCGAGUGCUGCCCACRCAGCAGGAGAGCCGGCAGGCGCCCUGCUGCCAGAACAUCUGAGCCCCUGGGGUGCCCCCACCUCAUCCCCCCACCACCCAGCACAUGGUGGCAUCGCCUGUGUCACCCUCUGCUCGUGCCCGUGGCUGCUUUCGUGUCACACUGCCCGUGUGCUGCUCCACCUGUGCUUGUGUAGGACCUACAAAAACACGGGGAGCCAAAGCAUCGGGAUGUCCCCCUUCUCUCCCCAAGUUGGGGGCAUGCCACCCUGUGUUUCUGAUCCCUUUAGCCCUGCAGGCACAGCCACCAGGUGACUGGGUGGCACCGAACAAGCCCGAACACGGCGAGUCCCUGUGAGGUGACGAGUCCCUGUAAGGUGACACCCUGCCUGCAGCCCCACGGGGUGGGUGGGGAGGGGGACACUGGGUGCACCCUUCUCUUCUGCCCAGUGAAACCAGCAGUGAUGCUGCUGCUUGUGCCCAGACCUGUCCCUGCGGCAUCGAGAGCUGGGAGUGCCCCCAGGCGCUGAUGGGGACAUCCGGGGUGGGGUGUGGGGAUGACAAUGUCUCUGUGCUGUGACCCCAUUGAGGCAUCACCCCAGCAAAGGGUAAAGCUGGGACUGUUUUACCCUUUACCCCCAGCAAAGGGUAAAGCUGGGACUGUUCCAUGGAAAGAAAUGGGAGCAGGGGCUGGGGGCUUUUGCAGAGCCCCGAAAAGGGGACAAGGGGGGGCACAGGGAUUUGGGGGCUGAGGGUCAGGGCAGGGAUGAGGUGCUGAGGGUGGGUGCAGUCCCUGCAUGGGAGCCACUGUCACCUCUGGGGUCCGCUGGGCUCCAGCUGUGAUGAUCCCCUGGCAUGGCCUGGCCCUUCCCUGCUGGAGCKUGUGGCCACCGUGGCUGGUGGCACGGCUCAGCCUGGGGACAUGCCACCAAUGGGUGGAGUGUCUGCUGCCUUGGCAGGGUGACAACAGCCCUGUCCCCUGCCUGGGGCCACCCCCAGGGCAGGCACCACCCAAGAUGCUGGGACAGACUGUGCUGAGCCCMRU
This is a messenger RNA of Malurus melanocephalus (red-backed fairy wren), 1770 nucleotides long. RefSeq names its product ras-related protein Rab-11A-like. The record is from RefSeq and is a predicted model, not a curated record. Gene Ontology annotation, molecular function: GTPase activity; GTP binding. The coding region runs from base 16 to 789 and encodes 257 amino acids. Gene Ontology annotation, cellular component: recycling endosome. NCBI's taxonomy places the organism in Eukaryota, Metazoa, Chordata, Aves, Passeriformes, Maluridae. The transcript is spliced from 5 exons. Gene Ontology annotation, biological process: exocytosis.